Molecule: messenger RNA, 240 nt
Organism: Rhizophagus irregularis DAOM 181602=DAOM 197198
Lineage: Eukaryota; Fungi; Glomeromycota; Glomeromycetes; Glomerales; Glomeraceae
Source: RefSeq, a predicted model, not a curated record
AUGGAGUAUUACGAGCUAUGCAAAUUAGACGAAACUGUACCUUUGAAAAAACAGAAUCCAUUUGCUCCUAAACUUCCAUUUAGACUAGGAGUUGCGGGCACCUCUGAGUCAGGAAAGACAAAGAUGGUAGUACAUCAGCUCCUAGGAAGUAAAUAUCCAAAAGUAUAUCUAUGGAUGUCUGGUGAAAAACGUGGUCAUAAAAUACCAAAAGGCGGAAGCAAAAAUUUUGGAGAGUUUUAA